Erinaceus europaeus (western European hedgehog) is the source of this 4250-nucleotide messenger RNA. RefSeq names its product ariadne RBR E3 ubiquitin protein ligase 2 (gene ARIH2). Gene Ontology annotation, molecular function: zinc ion binding; ubiquitin conjugating enzyme binding; ubiquitin protein ligase activity. NCBI's taxonomy places the organism in Eukaryota, Metazoa, Chordata, Mammalia, Eulipotyphla, Erinaceidae. The record is from RefSeq and is a predicted model, not a curated record. Gene Ontology annotation, biological process: ubiquitin-dependent protein catabolic process; protein polyubiquitination; positive regulation of proteasomal ubiquitin-dependent protein catabolic process. The transcript is spliced from 15 exons. Gene Ontology annotation, cellular component: cytoplasm; ubiquitin ligase complex. The coding region runs from base 162 to 1652 and encodes 496 amino acids.
AUGGAAAUCAUAUGACAAGACCUGGGUGACAUUCAUGGGAAGUCUUCAAGAAAUACAGAAGACAAAAACGCUAAUGUACUUGAGAAAGUAGUAAAAUUUGGUGGGGGGGGGGGUGGGGAAAAGACCGGUUUUCCUGAUCUACAACUUGGCUGGAUGCUAAGAUGUCUGUGGACAUGAAUAGCCAGGGGUCUGACAGCAAUGAAGAGGACUAUGACCCAAAUUGUGAAGAGGAGGAAGCUGAGGAGGAGGAAGAGGAUGAGGACCCUGGGGACAUAGAGGACUAUUACGUGGGAGUAGCCAGUGAUGUGGAGCAGCAGGGGGCCGAUGCCUUUGAUCCUGAGGAGUACCAGUUCACCUGCUUGACCUACAAGGAGUCCGAGAGUACCCUCAACGAACACAUGACCAGCCUGGCGUCUGUCCUAAAGGUAUCUCACUCAGUUGCUAAGCUUAUAUUAGUUAAUUUCCACUGGCAAGUUGCAGAGAUACUGGACAGAUACAAGUCUAAUUCCGCUCAACUUCUUGUUGAGGCUCGAGUUCAACCCAAUCCAUCAAAGCACGCCCCCACAGCCCACACCCCUCAUCACUGCGCCGUGUGCAUGCAGUUCGUGCGGAAGGACAACCUACUCUCUCUGGCCUGUCAACAUCAGUUCUGUCGCAGCUGCUGGGAACAGCACUGCUCAGUACUUGUCAAGGACGGCGUAGGUGUGGGAGUCUCUUGCAUGGCUCAAGACUGCCUACUCCGAACACCAGAGGACUUUGUGUUUCCAUUGCUGCCCAAUGAAGAAUUAAGAGACAAAUACAGGCGCUACCUCUUCAGGGACUAUGUGGAGAGUCAUUACCAGCUCCAGCUGUGCCCUGGCGCAGACUGCCCCAUGGUUAUUCGGGUACAGGAGCCCAGAGCUCGCCGGGUUCAGUGCAAUCGCUGCAGUGAGGUGUUCUGUUUCAAGUGUCGUCAGAUGUAUCACGCCCCCACAGACUGCGCCACAAUCCGGAAAUGGCUCACGAAGUGUGCAGAUGACUCAGAGACCGCUAACUACAUCAGUGCUCACACGAAAGAUUGUCCCAAGUGCAACAUCUGCAUUGAGAAGAAUGGAGGCUGCAAUCACAUGCAAUGCUCCAAGUGCAAGCACGACUUCUGCUGGAUGUGUCUUGGCGACUGGAAGACCCACGGCAGUGAGUACUAUGAAUGCAGCCGGUACAAGGAGAACCCCGACAUUGUCAACCAGAGCCAGCAGGCCCAGGCCCGGGAAGCCCUCAAGAAAUACUUGUUCUACUUUGAGAGGUGGGAAAAUCAUAACAAGAGCUUGCAGUUGGAGGCACAAACAUAUCAGCGGAUUCAUGAGAAGAUUCAAGAAAGAGUCAUGAAUAAUCUGGGAACGUGGAUUGAUUGGCAGUACCUACAAAACGCUGCCCAACUCUUGGCCAAGUGCCGAUACACCCUGCAGUACACUUACCCGUACGCGUACUACAUGGAGUCUGGACCCAGGAAGAAGCUGUUUGAAUACCAGCAGGCCCAGCUGGAAGCUGAGAUAGAGAACCUGUCCUGGAAAGUGGAGCGCGCGGACAGCUACGACAGAGGGGACUUGGAGAACCAGAUGCACAUAGCGGAGCAGCGGAGGAGAACCCUGCUGAAGGACUUCCACGACACCUAGACCGAGACAGACACGCUGCCGUGGGGAGAGGUGGCUGCCGCACCCGUGCCGCGACCCGCUCCUGAAUGAGACUGGCCACACCUCUCAGUCCCUUCUGUUUCUUCUCAUUUUUACACUUUCUGUUUGUUAUGCCAGGGUAGAGGCCAUGUUGACCUGACCUCUUUUCAGGACUUCUGAUCUCCUUGGACGGUUGUUGGGAGGGAGGGAGAGUUUUUCUGAAUGACUAUUACUAGUGUUAGAGCAUUACAACUUGUGUAAUUUUCAAAGGUUGUACAAAUAUCCAAGAAGGGGGCAAACUAUAGACUUACGUAGACCCUUUUUAAAAAUAAAUUGGCGUUGGAGUGUUUUUACCCUCUAGCUAUUUCACUUAGACUAUAACAUGCUGCCCACCCGCCUCCCUCAGAUUGUUUACAUCAAGAGAGACCUGGGGUUGCCUCUGCUUUCCAGAUUUCCACGUGCUUGACCGCAGCAGGAGUCCCAGGAGACACCCUGGUGGGAACUGGCCUGUGCAGUGGCAGGAGGCACAAGAAGCACAACUCCUACCUGAUCUUGGUUAGACCUUUUGGUGGGAUGUAUCUGCCAGACUUUGGCAGUGGGAGAUCAGACAGGGCAGGGUCUCUGAUGGUGCUGUGUGUCUGUGACUCAUCUUUCUCUUGAACGUGAGGUUUGCCCAGGUCUGGCUCCCGAGGCCAGAGCCCACGGCGGAGCUUAAGUGGGUGUGCGGUCCUGUAAGGUAGAGGACAUGAGCUCAGCAGCGUUUCCUCUUGUCUUCUGAAGAUAGAGAUCCACUUUUAAAGGGAGUUAUUCCUCAAAAUGAUUUUUUACCUUGGUCCCUGCUUUGUGCCAGUGUCCUGACCAGCUCACAUAUGGCCAUACCUGACACUUCUCUGGUGAGCUUCGGGAUCAGUUCGGCACGGCCCACCUCAGGGCACCGGUCUGCCUGGCCUGGAUCAGAUUCACACAGCUUGCUUUCCGGGAGUGUGCCCAGCAGCGCCUGAGAGUUGAGAGGUCGCCGCCUCUUCUCAUGCUAGCAGUCGGAGACCACUCUCAUCCAGAAAGGGCUGGCCAGGACUCAGGACCAGUUUUUGCACAGUUGAGCACAAAGGAACAAGUUGUUGGCAUGGGAUAUUCUACCUGUAUGGAAACUGGUCUCCUGUGGGCCUCUGCAAAGCUCCAUCUGGGACUGUUAAGUUUCUGUACCUCUAUUCUGGGGCUGGCAGAGCUGUCUGCUCUCUGCUGGACUCCUUGACCUAGUGAAGAGUUGCUGGAAAUCUGUGAAUACUGAGUUGGAAAGUUUUUGAUACUUUUUCAUCUAAUCAGUAAUUGCUCAGGUAUCGUGUAAGCUGUAAAACCGAAUCACUCGUACAGAUAGUGGACGGCUGUGACUCUGGCCCCAUGUGUAUGUGAGUGACUACAGGCUCCCUUUCUUCCCUUUGGGCUUUGUCUCUUCCUGUCAUCUCCAGCAAGGGAGGAACAGUGGAGUAGGAGAACAGGCUAGGAGUAAUAGCAAGGGAAUCCACAACGUACUAUACAACAUACUGGGUUAAUAGAAAAGUCAUAGGGAGUCGGGCGGUAGCGCAGCGGGUUAAGCGCAGGUGGCGCAAAGUGCAAGGACCUGAGUAAGGAUCCUAGUUCAAGCCCCCAGCUCCCCACCUGCAGGGGAGUCGCUUCACAGGCGGUGAAGCAGGUCUGCAGGUGUCUUAUCUUUCUCUCCCCCUCUCUGUCUUCCCCUCCUCUGUCCCAUUUCUCUCUGUCCUAUCCAACGACGACAUCAACUACAACAAUAAUAACAAACAAGGCCAAUAAAAGGGAAAAACAAAACAAAUAAAGUCAUGACAUGUUUUCUUUUUUAAUUUAUUUGAUCGAAAUUGAGAGGGAAGGGGAAGAAGAUAUGGAGAGAGAGAGAGACCUGCAGCCCUGCUUCACCACCCACAAAGCUUUCUCCCUGCAGGUGGGGACUGGGCUCGAACCCAUCUCCUUACAUACUGUAACAUGCGUUCAACCAGGUGCGCCACCACCCGGCCCCAUGAUGCAUUUUUCUAUGCAGAAUGCAUCAUGACUUCUCUGACAACCCAAUAAUUGUGAACAAGAAAGUGCUUGCUACAGGACCUGGGGCUGGGGUGUGAACGCUGUAUGUCCUUGGCACAUGGGCCACCCUGGGACCUGGAGCCUUUACCUCUCCACUGAGCCCUACUGUGUCACUGCCACGGCGCGGGACCUGAGCUGCAGCCUGCACCUUACUCACAGCCUGGGGUUUUUGGGUUGUGUUUGUGACUGUAUCGCUACCAUAUAGUGCACUUGCAUCCAGCUGUGGCCUCAACCACUGGAGCUGUUGGAGGCUCUGUGCCCAGGCCCCAGUCUGCAGCCUGACCUAUGGAGAACUUCCUUUGUGACUCCAGUAUCUGUCCUUUGUUAACAUCAUGAGAAAUACAGAGGUUUGGGCAGGGUUCUUCUGCCCUCCAAAGGAUGGAUGAUAAAGGAAUUUUUCAUGAAUUUACCACAUAGCUUUGUUUUUCUUCAAAGAAAAGGUUGAGGCAAUGUCAUCUACUCAAACUUGAGUGGUUUAUUAAAAUAAACUGAAAAUUUCUGAUCAUAAAA